Molecule: messenger RNA, 3144 nt
Organism: Podospora anserina S mat+
Lineage: Eukaryota; Fungi; Ascomycota; Sordariomycetes; Sordariales; Podosporaceae
Exons: 1
Coding region: 1-3144 (1047 amino acids)
Source: RefSeq, a predicted model, not a curated record
AUGCCGAUAUUUAGGCUAUCUGCGCCAACAUUCACUGGCACCAGGCAGACAAUCCGAACCGCACAAACUCCACCGUUCACCCAGCCCCCUACGCCCAAAGGAGAAAAUACAGCUCUACCUGGCGGUUCGAAGUCACACAGUCCUCAAGCAGCGCGGCACAGGUCCUUGUCUGCCUCAUCGUUACGCAAACCGUCUUCGAUGCCGUCAAUGGUGGGAGUGAAGAUACGUCCAAAGCCGUCAAGUGGCCCCAAGCAAUCCAAAAGCAACAGCCGACUCACAAGUCCUUCAUCAUAUUCCCUGCCAGGGCCACGGAGCUCAACUACGCCAAUAGGACCAAGACCUUCCACGACACAACAUGGACGAGGUGCAACACCAUCAAGCAAAGCACCUGUCCCCCCUAGGGCAACAAGUAGUACUGAGACGAGGAGACAAUCGCUCUCUGGCAUACCAGUCGCUCUGGGUUCCCCUAUUGCUUUGCUUUCAUCUGGAGUAUUAAAGACCGAACCUCGACCACGCCCCGCUAGCCUUUUGGCUGUACCAUCAUCAGGGCCACGCACGUGGCAAACUGACUCAAAGGCGCCUUCUCCUGCACCCACGCCGACACUCACAAAGGCCAAAAGACUCCCCGCCCAACUCGAGACAAGGGAGGUUGGCUCUGCCUCCACGGUUGGCAACCCAACCAACGGAACUCUACCUCCCACCAGAUCCCCUACUCCCCGUCAACCCGUCAGAGCUUCUGCGACUCAAUCCGCCAUUCCAGCCAGAUCAUCCCCGGUACAGGAUGCCGUAAAAACACAAGAUAAGCAAGGGACAUCAUCAUCAAAGCCUUCCACAAUCCAAGCAACCUCGAGGCAAUUGGGGACUGCGUCAACUGAAACACUUGUUAAUCAAGAAGGAAGCGGUAGGUUGGCGAAGCAAACAACUGUGACUGCUCCUGGGGGAGCGCCUGGAGGGAUAUCCGAGAGACUACCAACUCCGACCACACCCAGUAGGCGUUCAUCCACUCAUGAGGUAACAUUGAGGCCAGAAAGGGUAUCUGGGCACUCUGUUUCGACGAGAAUCCUGGCCAAGUCGGCAGCCAGUCAAACGACUGCCACGCCUUCUGGCAGGCUUUCUGCAGCCCAAGAAAGUCAAGACACAAGAAUAGCCAAGGAUCCAGACCGUGGGUGCUCGUCUCACUAUCCACUCUUGAGCGCAAAAUCUCGAAGUUUGACAAGGACCCAAGGCAAACAGCUUCAGAUGCGAAUUCCAUCAAGAAAUCACGCGGCACAUGCGAGUCUGCCCACAACCCCGGUAUCUGCAACUUCAACUGCUUCGUCAAAGCUUGUUUCACCCUCUACUUCUGCUUCACGCAGGAGUUCGUCCUGCGCCUCGGUAACUCAAGGGGGUUCGAGAGAUUCUGUGAAGCUUUCUCCGACUCCACCAUCCUUGGCAGCCCCCAGCAGGCCCUCCACAACCCCAGCUGCAGUUCCAACUGUGCCAACACUCCCGCCGACCCCAGCAUCGCCAAAGUGUCCACUGAAGCCCCCAGGAAGUCCUGCUUUAUUUACCGAGGCACUGUUUCAGAGCAUAUCCUCACCGCAUUGUGUGGAUGUGAAUCUUAAACACCCAGCUGAGAUUCAAGGACUUUGGAUAACACCCAUUAUCUCCCCACCAGUACCCACACCGGCUAUUGAAAAAGAGUCCCAAUCGCGGCAAGGAGAGUCAAGCGCCGGCAAAACGUCGCCGUCGUGCUCAGAGGGGCAUCAAAGUCCAUCAGAUUUGCGAGCGCCUCCGGACACGCCGACCGUUCGAGUCCCUGCUAAUGAUCUGGGAACUGAAGCAGCAGAUAAACCGGCUGUCCCAUUCCAUCCACUUGCAAGUGGUGGACUCUUCAUUUGUGGCAAUGAGCCACGUAUACAGAAGCAAGAAUCUCCGAAACUGCCCAGAUUCGUUGGGUAUGCGCCUCCGGUAAGAAUUCUCCGCUCCCCGGAACGGGCUCCCGUUCCCCUCGAGUACCCUCCUUGGGAUCGGACUGUCGAGGUAACGUGGGAGAGAACGCUCAACAACCCGGCGGAUAAGUUCAUCUUUGACAAAGAGCUGUCCUUUCAGCAAGGAGUUCUUCGUCUGAGAAGGGAAAGAGCUUCCCGUGACCCCGAUGGCACACACACAUUAAACCAUACAGGACUCCAAAAUGGAAGGUAUCCUCAGCUCAAAGGCCUAGCAAGAUUAAACCGUUGUCUUUACUUCUUAUUGCCCGAUCGAGCCCGCUUCAAGAUUACCAACAUGAUUCUCAACGAUCACAAUACGGGAAACCUCAAUCCAAAGCCUGUUCGCAUGAACCCUCCGCAUUGCUAUGAGCCAAUAUGGCCCCUGAAUCCUCUGGAUGGUCGCAAGCUGUGGACUACAGAAUGUUUGGACUCCUUUGCGUCUGCAAUUUCUCCGCUUUACCCUUAUAUGUCAGUCUGCUACGACAUGCGUGUCGACUUUCUCGCCGCCUUCUUCCUUGCUCGGAGAUUUCACGUUGUGUACAGCCCGUUUGUGGCGGAGAAGAAUUGCCCGACAGCGACACUUCUGAUGGACUCCUUCGUUCCUCUGAUGAGAUACAUCACGCUUGAGGUUGACUACACCAAGUUGGGAGGGAAUGUUCAUCCAACUGCUGUCGGUGUGGAUCAAUGGAGAGGACUUCAGAGAGUUCGCCAGUUGGUGUUGAGAUUUGCCGACUUGCAGUGUACCAGGGCCGACGGAGUCAACAUUGGGAAUUUGUGUUUGAUGGUGCGCAGGUAUUACGGCUUUCGGGAAGGAAUGAAGUGGAAGAAGGGGUCGGCAGAACGAAGAGUCAGGCAUGAUGAGCCAGAGACAGAGGAAGAAUCAUCGGGUUGGUCAGACACCAGUCACGCCAGCGAUGAGACCGCAGAGAACGACGAUGAGGGUAAGCCUUUAUGCUCCCAAUGCAAUUCUACACACUUGCUAACACGUUCAAGAAUUUGUACCGUAUCAUCCAGAUGCCUAUCUUUGCAUCCUCGACCCACUGAAGACGAUAGGCCACCACAUCGACAGUCUUACCAUAGUGGGCACCACUCGGAGCUAUGCGAACGAGCUGAUAUACGCCGUUUGGGGAAAAGACGAGAUUCCCAGAGGCCCUGGCUGGAAGACACGAAUUGA